Molecule: messenger RNA, 2295 nt
Organism: Ilyonectria robusta
Lineage: Eukaryota; Fungi; Ascomycota; Sordariomycetes; Hypocreales; Nectriaceae
Exons: 8
Coding region: 81-2099 (672 amino acids)
Biological process (GO): DNA-templated transcription; regulation of DNA-templated transcription
Molecular function (GO): DNA binding; zinc ion binding; DNA-binding transcription factor activity, RNA polymerase II-specific
Source: RefSeq, a predicted model, not a curated record
CCAAGUUCCCCCGCGCUAUAAGCACUUGUUCAAACUCCGCGCCUUCACCAUCGGCAAUAACACGAAAGGCAUUUGUCAGGAUGGACAGCGCGACCGCUACGACCGACAAGAGACAGUCUUCUUCACGGCGGCAGCAGAAGCAAGCCGGCCCACCCGGAAAACCCAGCAAGGCGUGCGUGCCUUGUCGCGCGCGCAAAGUAAAGUGUGAUGCUGCGCUGAGGGGAUUGCCUUGUAGUGGUUGUGUCAGUAGACAAUGCCCUGAAAGCUGUGUCCUGUCGGCUCGCAAGCGCCGUAAGAGAGCCGAAAGCUCACUCGCCUCCCCGAGGAAGGGCGAAAGUCUGAUACAACGAGGAGAUGUAUAUGUCUUGUCAUCCCCCCCGGAUUACGCCACAGACAGUGGCCAGUCAACUCAUGCAGAAGAUCUUGGUUCAGAAAAGCUUGAUGAAGCCGCUUGUGCCGAGAGAUUCUCUCAUUGUCAUCACAUCUCUGACCCUUUGAGUUGCCAAUUACAUUACCUCAAUGUCCUGAAAGAUGCCGUACAUGACACGGCGUCUAACCAACAGCAUGGGGGCCCCAUUAAUGCUUCCAACCCAAGACAAGAGGAUAAUUUGACCUCCCAGAUCCGAAUUUUGUCCAAGUUACCGCAGCUGGAUGACUCCUACAAAGAAUUCCUUACCAAGAAAGGAGUCUUUGACUUACCCCCUCAACGUUACUUGGACGUUCUUAUCAAGACUUACUUUGCUUAUGUCUAUCCUUUUGCUCCUGUGAUUGACAGGAUUGACUUCAUUCGAAACUACCGGGCGGGAAACUACUCACUCUUUUUGCUGUAUGCCAUGCUGGCGACUGCAACUCUUCACGCACCGCCAGAUGUCAUCUCCGGGUGUGGAUUUGAGGAUCGAUCCACAGCGCAAGCAUCUUUCUCUGGAAAGGCCACUCUGCUCCACGACUUUCACUUCGAGACUGAUCUCCUGCCAAUGCUACAGGGCUCUCUCAUCUUGGGCGUAGUUAUUCUCGACCAUUCGACGGACAAGGAUUAUCAUUACUGGUUCUACAACUCUACCCGCCUUGCUGUAAAGCUUGACAUUCAUAAAAUCUCCAUGCGAGACGACAAAUCGAGUAGAUUAUCCAAACUCUAUAGAAGGAUUUGGUUGCUUCUUUACUGCCGAGAUAGUUUUUUUCAUUUACUAUCCGGCACGCGGACCUUGCAGCUCAUCGGCAACGAUCCCCAGAUGAGGCCAAUCACGAAAAAUGAUUGGGAGCUUGAAGAGAUUCCAGUAGACUUCCAAUCGCUGCUACUCCCGAUAUCGAAUCGACAGAAGUGUUCUUUCAGUCUCCAUUGUGAAUUGGCUCAAAUCUUUGGACGUUUAUUGUCGGCUAUCACCAAUGAUCAAGAAAAGGACCCCAGACAAUUGAUCCGCCCGCUAGAUGCUUGGCGCAUGUCUCUGGCGGAGAAGAUGCAGAUUCGUGACCAAUCAUCCGACGGCGACAUGUAUUAUGCAGAAUUACGCGGGAGCAGCUACAGAUUCGAGUUUGUUAUAUGCCGUCUCAUUCGACGCCGGUGGCAGUCCCGAGAUGCCGAGCGUUGUGAGUGGGCAAAACAAAGGCUACGGUCAGCGAUAUUCGAGCUCGAUGCCAUUGCCGGUAGAAUGCUAGCAAACGGCACCAUACAGGAUUUCCCGGUGUCAUUCAUAACUGCUAUGCCAACCUUGCUUGCACUACACAUAGAGUCAGCUCUGGACACUUCGGAAACAGACCUUGUUCGAUCAAUGUCCCGAAUAUCCAUAAGCCAAAUGAUGCUAGUCCUUGGGGAACUGAAAGAGAUUCCUGUAAUCAAAAGAGCCAUCCCGAUUUUUGAAAUGGUGCUUUCGAAGAAAAGUCUCAGUUCUGCUCCACAUGCCACAGUUGAACAACAUAUGCCACAAACCCCAGCGGACGAAUGUACUCGAAAUGAGUCGAAUGACCAAUCGCGAAUGCAGUCUGGUGUCCUCUCAUUCCAGGAUGCGCAAGAAGAGUACACUUCAUUUCUUGGGGAGUUUAUGGACUUCGACGUCUUGGAUCGAUGGGAACUUGGGCAGUUAGACUUUCCAGGUACAUUUUGAGUGCGAUCUGGUUAAGGGGGAUCAUUCUACAUAUUUGGACUUCCAAUAUUUUACAACCUCGCUCAUACUUUUCUUUAACUCAGCACGCAAGAUAUCCAUUCUCAACGUUCCAGUGGGCUGGUAUUUUCUAUUAGUACGGUCAAGCAACAUCAUCAUUCACCCAUAAGAAAGACUAAACUCUUGUAACAUGUGACGC